AUGCAUCGUCAAUUACACCACGAGAGUUCCGAAGAGUUUAACAAACACAAAAGAAUCAUCACUGAGAAGUCUCAUACUAUGCCGCUUCCCGGUCGCUUGGAUAGUUCGUUUAUAAACAAAGAGAAGGGAAUAAAGCUGGCGGCUCGAAACUCAGCUACGCGGUUGUUGGGCAAGUUGAAGGAUCGUAUUUGCCGUUCAAAGAUGUUUGUACAUCAAGAAGAGGGCGCUGAGGCCAGGUUUACUGAUUUGUCUGGACAGAGCGAAUGUACUUCGAAGGCGUUAAAAGAACUAGGGUCAAGUGUGAGCGGCGUUUUGGACUCAUUACGUGAUAAUAAAGAAACAUUUGCGUGUCACCUGUGUUCGUUUGACGCUGAUAGAAUAACAGUUUUGGAUCGUCAUUUACUCAAUGAUCACAAGAUCGGUCUCGAGAAUCUAUUGAAGCUUGUUAUGGCGAAAACAAAAGACGGUUUAUCAGAAGAGAAUCCAGCUCAUAUGUACGGAUUAAGACAACCGUACUACAAACCACCAGAUGAAAUAAUUGAGAGCGACGAAUUUAUAAUAGAAACAGUUACACCAAAGAUUAAAAUACUAAAACAUGCCUUCACUAAUACUGACCUAAAGUGGACAGAUAUACCAGAUCUAUUGGAUUGUAAGACGUCUGAAGAAAAUGACAAAUUUGUGGACGAUCCAGCCGAUAAUGAGUUAUUGGAAAAAAUGCAAACUCUAAAUGAAUGCAUGUACAAAUUCGUAGACUCAUCCAACACGUUGAAGAAGGUUCUGACAAAAGAGUUUCAUCCGAAAUCCGAAAAGAAUGAAUCGUACUUCAAUUUAGGCUUGGGAGAUCAAGACUCGCCGAGAAAUUGGGAGAAGGCUCACAGCGAGAAAUUGGUGAGAAAUCAAGGAAAAUUCCCCGAGAGUAGGUAA
Messenger RNA from Danaus chrysippus (African queen), 924 nucleotides. Lineage: Eukaryota; Metazoa; Arthropoda; Insecta; Lepidoptera; Nymphalidae. The record is from the annotation of a GenBank genome assembly.